GGUAUUGGCGGCAGGGCUGUAAAGAACAAAGGUUUGACUUUCAGUUUCGUUUCUUCUCCGCCCUGAGACUUUCCAACAGAAGAGCUUGCACGAUUAAGAAGAAUGGCUGGUGUCAAAUCUAGAUUAACACAAGAUGAAGUAAAGCAACUGCAACAUCUGUUGGGGAGCAGACAAUUCUCUCUUCUCUAUAAAGCAAGCGUCCAUGGUUACAAUGCUGCUAUAUUUCAUGCCAAGUGUGAUUCACAAGGACCAACUGUAGCAGUAGCAUAUAAUGGAAGUGGUUAUAUUUUUGGAGGCUUUACAUGUCAGAGCUAUGUUUCAUCUGGAGGGUACAUAAAUGAUGAGAAGGCUUUUCUCUUUAGAUUAAAAGGCAAAGAGGGUGUGCUCAGCCCACUAAAAAUUCCUGUUAAAACUGCAUCAGGUGCUAUAUAUGACUAUAGUUCCGUUGGCCCUAAUUUUGGCGGUGGAGCACUGCAGUUGUUGAACCAAAAUGCUGCAGCAGCAGCAGCAAGUUCUAACAACAACUACACAUACAAUGUUGCUGAUCUGCUUGGAAAUGAUCUAGGCCUUAUAGAAUGUGAGGUGUAUCGAGUUGAAGAUAUUAGCAGUUUCCUGGAAUCUCCAUGGAGAAAGAUUACAUGGACAACUGAGGAAAGAGGGAAAAUAAUGGAGGAAAUCAGAUCUUACAAACCUUAUUUAAAUUCAGUGCCACAGAUUCGGAUUUUGAUUCUUGGUCCAAUUGGAGCUGGGAAGUCCAGUUUUUUCAACUCUGUGAAUUCUGUUUUCCGAGGUUAUGUGACAAGCCAAGCCAUAGCAGGAUCUGAUAAUACUAGCGUGACAACACAGUACAGGUCUUACCCAGUUAAAGAUGGAAGAGAUGGCAAGCCUCUGCCUAUUAUCUUCUGUGACACAAUGGGAAUAGAAGAAAAAUCAGGAGUGGGUCUGGAAAUUGAUGAAGUGUCCAACAUAAUAAAAGGCCAUGUUCCUGAUAGGUACCAGUUUAAUCCAGCAGCCACCCUUCGUCCAGAUUCUCCAGGCUAUGUCAAGACCCCUUCUCUGAAGGAUCAGAUUCAUUGUGUUGCAUUUGUUAUUGAUGGGUGCAAAAUUGAGAUUCUCCCUGAGAAACUGGAAGAGAAGCUGAAACAGCUUAGAAGAAAAGUGAACCAGUUUGGGAUCCCACAACUUGUUUUGCUAACUAAAGUGGAUGAAAUUUGCCCUACUAUUGAAGAAGAUGCCCAGUGUGUGUACAAAAGCAAAGCUGUUGAGAAACAGAUGCGGAUAACUGCAGAGAAACUUGGAAUCCCUCUUGCUCAGAUAGUACCUGUUAAAAACUACUGCUCCGAGUUGGAUCUUUCGUGCGAUGUUGACAUCCUGUUACUGUCCGCAGUGAGGCAGCUUAUACGUUUAGCAGAAAGCUACCUUGACAAUUUCCCUUUUGAGAAGCCAAAGAAAGAGCCCUAACCUGAUGUUUACUGUGAUGCUGGAUAUUUUAUUGUGCUGACACCAGAAGUCAAAUUUGUUGCUGCCCUAAACAGAUGCAACGCCAUUGACUUCAGUGGAGUUGCACUUGCUUAUGCCAGUGGUGAAUUUGUCUCAACAGUUCUAUAUCUUGUUACUGCCUACGUAAGAUUAAUGGUAUUUUUGCAUGCAUCAAGGGGAGAAUAGAUUCUCUAGCUUUCAAGGUCGGAUCCCUUUAUUAAACAUUCCAUAUUCUUACUCUUCUCCAUUUAAAAAGAAAUUGAAACAAUAGUUGUAAAACUACUUUUGUUAGAUUAAUUGGAAAAAUAAAUUACUCUAAGCACUUUUUCAAUCACUUUCAUCAUCCAGGUUUGGGACUUCAAUAACUCAGCAAGAGGUUUUGGGCCUAUUGCAGGAGUGGAUGGGUGAGGUUCUGAGGCUUGUGAUGUGCAGGAGGUCAGCCUAGAUGAUCACGAUAGUCCCUUUGGCCUUAAAGUCCAUGAGAAGAGGUGAGGCAGAGACACAAGGGACCUACUUUUCUUCUCACUUACACUGGUUAAACACUGCUGUAUCUCUAUAGACAUUAGCAAUUACUUCAGAUUUGCACUUGAGUAUUGAGAACAGAGUUUGGAUUAGAUCCUUGAUGAGGUGUAAUAUCAAAUGCAAUGGUAACAAUAGAAAGAGUAGUCAAGGUUCUGACUGUUCUAGAAAGAGUUGGCAUUGCUGAUAUAUGGUUCCCUGCAGGUAUAGUUGAGAGGAAGGGCUACUUCCUAUACAAUAAACCAUAAUUAAAAUUGAGCAAUGCAUGUUAUUGGACAAGGAUUUAUUUUCUUUUUGUUAAAUCAUAGAAAAUUAGAGUUGGAAGAGACUUCAGGUGGUCAUCUAGUCCAACCGCCUGCUCAAAGCAGGACCAACCCCAACUAAAUUAGCCCAGCCAGGGCUUUGUCAAGCCGGGCCUUAAAAAGCUCUAAGGAUGGAAAUUCCACCACCUCCCUUGACUUGUUCCAGUUUGCCCUCUAGUGGCCGACAGUUACAAAAUAUGGAUUUCUAGAAAAUAGUGCUACAUAAAGAUACUUUAGAAAAGACUAGGUUGCAGGAUUUUAUUUAGCACUCUUGCCUGAUCUAUGAUUUAAUUCUUUAUUAUUUUCUUUUCUGUGAGCACACAACUAUUUGGGGAGGAGUUUUAUUACCCAUUGAUCCAAGUCCAAUGUGAACAAGCCUACUAUCCAGCUGCCCCUCUGCCAAGAAAGCAGAGGCAUAUAGCAAGCCACCGGCGCUCUCCAUCAUAAGACAACAGCAGGUGAUGGGAUGGGAGUAUGGGAUGGCCUCUUUAUGUCUCCUGAUAUUUUGCUGUUGGAAUGUAUUUAUCCUGUUAAAGCAUAUUUUAUAAACAUAUAUAGCUACUGCAGUCCAACCUUGUCUUCAGGAUGACAAUAGUAAAAACACACUAAAAGUGUAUUACAUUCCAUAAGUAGCAUACUGAGAUGCUUAACAAAAUGGAAAAACAAGAUAUAACUGACCUUCAAAGGUCUUUUGAGGUAAAUCAGAACCUCUUGGGGGAAAAAAUGAAACCAAAUAGCUGUUGAGUUGCAAUGAAGCAUUUUCAGGGCUUUUAUCUCACCUUUCCUCAGUGUACCAUAUAAAACAAUUUUUAUUGCAAUUUGCAGCCUUGUAGAAUCAGGCUAGUGUAUCAGUAUCAGUAUUCUGUUUUUCAUGCAUCAUUUAAAAGGAUCAUCUAAUAUUUCUGCAGUUGGGGCUCUUUUGUCAUUUUCUAGCUCAUGUGCUGAUGUUGAGGAGAGAAGCUGCUGUUUAAUAAUUUCAGUGGUGUUAACUCUACACAAAACACUGAGAGAGAAGGGAAGAAGCUGGAGCAAUUCUUAGCAUGCUUUGGUAAGAUUUAACCUGGCGAUUAUCAUUUAGAAACUCUCUUCAAGGGCUGAUUGUGGGUGAAUCCCAGCUGAUAUGCUGCAUGCAAAACACCAAUUUAUCCAUGGCAGUUAGGUAAAAGAAUUUUUCAUCAAGCCUUUUUUUUUCACUAUCUUCAGGGUCUUAGAGUGAAUUGCCUAUAGUGUUGUACCUGUUCUACAUUACAGGGUGAUGACAGCCAUGUUGGUUGUGAUGAGGGACUUCCAAAGCUAAAAGCGUCAGCCUCUGUAGCAUGAACUAAGGAAUUAAAUUUAUAUCUGGAAGCUGUAACAAACUCACAUUCUUUGUAGCACAGAGAGGGAUGUGUAACACACACCAAACUGUGGGUUAUAUAACUGCUAAUGUAGACAGUGCAAUGAAGACUUCUGCUCAACGUGCAGCUGCAGUGAAAAAUCAAACACAAUGUUAAGAUUUGUAAGGAAGAGACAAUGAAUAAUACAGGGAAUAUUAUAAGGCCAUUAUAUCAAGCAGUGCUGUGGUCUCAUCUGGAAUCCUGUCACCUCAUCUCAGAACAGACAUUGCUGAAUUAGAGAAGAUUCAGACAUGAGAAGAAAAACUCUCCUAGGAAGAGAGAUUGAAAAGCGUGGGAUUGUUUACCUCAGAAAGGAGACAAAUCAGAGGGAACAUGAUAAAUGUAUAUACAAUAAUGAAUAGUAUAGAGAAGUUGGAUUGGGAACUUUUGGUCUCAUGGUCUCAUAACACAAGAAGAGGGGGAUAUUUGAUUAUACUGAAAGGCAUCAAAAACAAAGCCAAUAAAAGGAAAUACUUCUGCACACAAUACAUAACUGGACAGUGGAGCUCAUUGUUACAGGAAAUUGUUGAGGCCAGGAGGACAAAGAAAACAUGAAAGCAAUAGCAGCUACAAUUGGAGAGUUCGUUCCUCACCAUGAAAGGGAAGAGGGUGCAACCACAACAAAAUAUUGCAUAUUAUUAUUUCAUGUUAUGGCCAUAAUAAAGGGUGAGGUGUACAUAUUUGCGAAUGUGAGGUGAUACAUGGGGAAAAAAGUACAAAAGUAUGAGAGAGGGGUUGGAGAGGGACUGCUCAGUAUCUCAAGUAUUUGCCAUCAUCAAUAUGUUUUGAAAUAUGUUUGGUUCAGAAGAAGAUUCCAAAGGUCAUAAAUGUAUCUUCAAAGUGGAAGAGACUGAGGCCCAGAAACUCAAAAGUAGGGGUGGCUCCAGUCAGUACUGCAGUGCCUAACCCCUAGGUAGACUGCUGCCUACUGGACUCCUCAACCUCCAGCUGGGCACAUAGGGAAGGGUGGGUGCCCCAGAACGGCAUUUUCAGAAACCAGCAAACUGACUGGAAGCCACCUAAGUUAGCAAGGAGUGAAAUGCCACAGUAAGGGGUGGAAAGAGGAGGGGCCCAGGCACCUAACCUGGGCCGCCUGGCUCACGGGCCAGAGAUAGGUUCUCCCUCCAUUUGGGAUCCUCAGUUAUGAACCAUGUCCUGGAGUUAAGUGGCUGACCUAGCUUAGUUCCUAGGUAGUUCAUGCCCUCAGAGCUGAAACAGUGUCUAUCUUUCGCUGUCUCCUGCUCGUGCGCGAUACUGCUCUCGUGCUCACCCUACAUUUCCCUGUGUCCCUGCUGUCUUGUGUGUGUGCUGUCCUGCCAGUCUGCUGUGAUGCACUGCUGGAGCAGUGCAAGGACCAAAAAGUUCUGCUGUAAGGAUUGUAUUCCAGGGGUUUAGCCAGAUUAGACUGCAAGGCUCCCUCAUCCAACUGCACUGCUAGAAAUGCUGCAGGCUGCACAAAUUGCAGACUAUCAUUGCAAAGACCUGAGGGGAGUCUGUAGGAGACUGUGGGACUAUCACUUUUUAAGGAUCUGGUAUGACCUACAGCGGGUUUGGACACUAUGCCACUGAGACGGGUAAAUCCUCUCAGAGGAAGAGUUCGAGUGGAGUGUAUGCAUAUAACUAUGUUUUACAUUUGAAGUUGAUAGCCACAAGUACUAAAACUUGGGGGAAACCCCACUGAAAGUGUUGUCUUAAAAGAUUUCUUAUUGCCAAUAUUCAUACUUGUUUCAAGGACUGUAAGUAACUAUGAUGUAGUCAUAUAUAGGUUUAUUUAGUAAACGUUUUCAUUCCAAGA
Molecule: messenger RNA, 5471 nt
Organism: Trachemys scripta elegans
Lineage: Eukaryota; Metazoa; Chordata; Testudines; Emydidae
Product: interferon-induced protein 44-like
Exons: 8
Coding region: 103-1461 (452 amino acids)
Molecular function (GO): GTP binding
Source: RefSeq, a predicted model, not a curated record